CUGUUGGGGCUCACGCACUGCUCAGAGACGCUGGUGGGCGACCAGUUCGUUCGGGGGGUCAGCGGAGGGGAGCGGAAGCGGCUCACGGCGGCGGAAAUGCUGAUGUGGCCCGGGGUUAUUCUCACCCGAAAGGUGUAUUCUUUUUUGGGGGGAACGGACUCCGCUACUCUGUUUACCGUUAUUCGUUGGCUGAGUCAGGCUGCUAAGGCCUUGCAGCUGACCAUCGUGGCCUCCCUGCUACAGCCACCGCCCGAGGUGUUUGGACUGUUUGAUGAUGUCGUACUGCUCACGGAGGGUCGUGUGUUGUACCACGGCCCCGUCAAGGCUGUGGUGGAGCACUUUCGUUCCGUGGGUCUGGACUGUCCGGAUCGUAAGGACGUUCCUUCAUUCUUGUUGGAAAUCACCACACCCACUGGGCAGAGGGAGUUCGCGGUGGCUGAUGUGUAUCACCGCCAGCGGCGACACGUCGAACCGCGGCCGGUCGCUCAAGCUGCGGCCAAAGUGGGUCUCGUCUGUGUGGACUGUCGUACCGCCCCGCUGCAGCCCUCCGGGCCGCCAGCCGCCCCGCUGGUGCCGCUAAGUAACCGCUUUGCGCUGCGGCCGUUGGAGGCCGUGGCGGCUGCGACGCGGCGUCAGAUGAUGCUGGUGUCUCGCGACAAGGUGCUGCUGAAGGGCCGGAUCAUGCAGGUCAUCGUGCUGGGGCUGCUCACGGGUAGCUUGUUCUACAACCAGGUGGGUGAUGGUGGUGUGUCGAUGGUGGCGUCGCGCACCAUCUUUGGCGCCUGCUUCAUGAGCACACUGUUCAUGAGCUUUGGCAGCUUCCCGCAACUGCCCGUGACCAUGGAGCUGAAAAAAGUUUGGUUCAAGCACCGUUCCGCGGCUUUCUACCCGGCAUACGCGCAGGGGCUAGCCAUGGCCCUGUCACAGCUGCCGUUAUCCACCAUCGAGUCCGUCAUUUUCUCCCUCAUCAUGUACUUCAUGGUCAACUUUUACAGGUACGACACGUUUCACAGCAUGUAUGUACGGCGUGUGUUUGUCGCACGUGUUCCCGGCGUGUCCUGCAUAUGUCGUAACAUGGUGGUGGCCAACGCGGCGGUGGGUUUUGUGUUCGUGUUGCUCAUCCUGACAUCGGGUUUCGCGAUAGUGCACAACUCCAUUCCCCCCUGGGCCAUUUGGGGCUAUUGGAUCAGCCCACAUGCGUAUGCGUUACGCUCCCUGGUCAUCAACGAGAUGGUGUCCCCCAAGUGGCAAAACGUACCCGCCCCCCCGGGCAUGCAGCCUGGACUGAGCCUUGGGGAUGCGGCGCUUCUGUCCUUCGACUUCUACUUGGAGCGGAAGUGGAUUUGGAUCGGGGUCGGCUUCCUGCUGGGUUCCUUCCUGCUGCUCACCUACACCUCCAUCAUCAGCUUGGCACACCAGCAACCGGAAGUACCCCAGGCGCAGGUACGUACCCGCGUAUGUCUUCCCCGGGAUCGAUAUGUAACAGAAAUAUACACACAUACAUACAUACAUACAUACAUACAUACAUAUGGGGGCGGGGAGGGGAGGGGGGAGGAAAUGGGAGUAGGGGGGCAAUCUUCCUCCCAAAUAAGUGGAGAUGUCUCUAUUGUCCGGAGUUCUCCCCCUUCCCCCUCUCUCACGCGCACAGAUUUCAUCGACAUUUCCUCCUCCCUGCCCUUCACCCCCAUCACCCUCGUCUUCCAAGACCUUAACGCCGUAUUGCCAGUAGCCGCCCGUGAGCGGCUGCAGCUGCUAAGCGGCAUUACGGGAUUCAACGAGCCGGGGGUAUUGCUUGCGCUCAUGGGCGGUUCCGGAGCAGGCAAAACGACCUUGAUGGACGUCAUUGCGGGCCGUAAGACCAUUGGAGAGAUCAGUGGUACGAUAACGGUCAACGGUCACCGGGCGGAUCCCCGGGCGUGGAGCCGCGUUAUGGGCUAUGUGGAGCAGUUCGACAUCCACUCCCCGGGGCAGACGGUGGUUGAGGCGCUGCAGUUCUCGGCCCGACUGAGACUGCCCAAGUCCUGCUCGAACUCCCAGGUCAAGUCGUACGUGGAGGAGGUGCUGGAGAUUGUUGACCUGCUCCCCCUCAUGUCGUCCCUUGUGGGCUCCCCUGGAGUGAGCGGGUUGUCGGUGGAGGCGCGGAAGCGACUCACGAUCGCGGUGGAGCUGGUGGCUAACCCGUCGUGCAUCUUCUUGGACGAGCCAACCAGCGGUCUGGAUGCUCGUGCUGCAGCCAUCGUCAUGCGCGCGGUGCGCAACAUUGCUCGUAACGGUCGUACCGUUAUGGUUACGAUUCACCAACCGUCCAUUGAGAUUUUCGAGGCGUUCGACCAACUGCUGCUCAUUCAGCGCGGCGGCCUGACGACCUAUUUCGGCCCCCUGGGCCUCCACUCCGCCGACCUCAUCUCGUACUUUAUGGCCGUACCGGGGACACCAGCGUUACCCUCGGGAUUCAACCCAGCCACGUGGAUGCUGGAGGUGACGGGGGGCUCCAUGGCGACUGUCUUAAACCGCGUGGACGUGAAUUGGCCGGAGCUGUACGACAAGUCUGAGCUGGCGGCCAAAGUACGACGACCCGAGAGGGCUGGGAGGGGGUUUGUGGUGGGCAGCCGUUACGCAAUGCCGUUCGGUGUCCAGGUGCGGGUGCUGCUCCAGAAGUUCAAUUUGGCGUACUGGCGAGCACCGGGCUACAACUUCAUGCGGGUGGGCAUGACGCUGGCGACCAGUUUCAUCUACGCGGCGGUGUACUGGGGUGAGGGACGCGUGCCGGACCCCGCCGGGAUCGCCAACGUACAGAACGUUAUGGGCAUCAUGUUUUCAUCGUCCAACUUUUUGGGCAUGGUCAACUUGAUGAGUGUACUGCCGGUGGUGGGGUACGAGCGAGUGGUGUUUUACCGGGAGCGCGGCGCCUCCAUGUACGACCCCUUCGCGUACGGCGCCGCCAUCGCCCUCGUGGAGAUGCCGUACCUUCUCAUCCAGGCGUUGACCUUCGUCCCCAUCAUCUACUUCAUGAUCGGCUUCGAUACCGCGCCGGAGCAGUUUUUCUAUUACAUAAUUGUCUUUUUCGAGACGAUUGCCUUUUACACGAUCUUUGGCCAGACGCUGGUGUACAUCACGCCCGCACAAGCCAUCGCGCAGGUGGUGGGUGGGGGCUUCAACUUCCUGUUUAACGUGUUCAACGGUUUCAUCAUCACGUACCCCGACAUGCCCAGCGGUUGGCGCUGGAUGAACCGUGCCGUACCACCCACGUGGAUUCUGUACGGCCUGGGGAUCAGCCAGCUGGGCAAC
Molecule: messenger RNA, 3288 nt
Organism: Volvox carteri f. nagariensis
Lineage: Eukaryota; Viridiplantae; Chlorophyta; Chlorophyceae; Chlamydomonadales; Volvocaceae
Exons: 29
Cellular component (GO): membrane
Molecular function (GO): ATP binding; ABC-type transporter activity; ATP hydrolysis activity
Source: RefSeq, a predicted model, not a curated record